Messenger RNA from Myotis myotis, 5545 nucleotides. It is a transcript of the gene CHRNE, whose product is annotated as cholinergic receptor nicotinic epsilon subunit. The transcript is spliced from 12 exons. Gene Ontology annotation, cellular component: neuron projection; postsynaptic membrane; synapse. Gene Ontology annotation, biological process: monoatomic ion transmembrane transport; chemical synaptic transmission; regulation of membrane potential. The coding region runs from base 3267 to 4739 and encodes 490 amino acids. The record is from RefSeq and is a predicted model, not a curated record. NCBI's taxonomy places the organism in Eukaryota, Metazoa, Chordata, Mammalia, Chiroptera, Vespertilionidae. Gene Ontology annotation, molecular function: transmembrane signaling receptor activity; acetylcholine-gated monoatomic cation-selective channel activity.
CCCAAGGUCAAAUCAUCUUCCAUCACCAUAUAUUUGAAGGCACUCAUUCUUUCACUCAUUCAGUAAAUUUUUAUUGCAUGCCUACUAUGUGCUGGGCUCUGUGCUACUGAACACAGUAAACUAGCAAGGUCUCAGUGACUGGACAGCUUAGGUUCCAGUGAGGAAGACAGCCUAGAAAUCAGUGUCUGCUGUCCCUGUCCUAGCUCAGCCAAUCCACUCUCUCAAUUGACAAAAGGGUCUCUUUUGUUGUGUCAGAGGGGGCCGCUUGGUCAGAGCAGCUUGGGGAUAUUUCCACUGUGAGGACACUGAUGACUAAGAAAGAGACGCUUGGCCUGGCCAAUGGGGACAGCUGCAGCUGUUGUGAGUUACCAGCCAAGAGCCAGUAGGUGAAGGGAGUGGCUUCCUGUUGAGCUGAGAUCUUUGAGUCUAGCUUGGAAGUUAAGGCGUCCCAGAAACAAAAUUGUCAGGGAGCCCACUAAGGAUCUGUGGAAUUUUUAUUAUAAAAAUACUAAACCCAGCUCUGAGGUCGGUGCCCGACUCCACCAACUUGAAAGAAAGUCUCAGUUCCUCAGACAAUUGUGAUCCUGAGCAAACAGCAAAAAGAAAAGAAAAGGAAAAUAAAAAAGAUGGCUCAGCUCUGUGCCAGCACUAGUGGGAUGGACUGCGGCCAGGAGCCAGAGCGGAGAGGAGGAGGAGGAGGAAGGGAUGAGGGGUGAGCGGCCCUCCUGGCGACUACAUAAGGGAAGGUUUCUUUUAAAGAGAUUUUAUAUAUAUAAUUGAUUUCAGAGAGGAAGGAAAAGGGAGAGAUAUAAACAUCAAUGAUGAGAGAGAAUUGAUUGGCUGCCUCCUGCAUGCCCCCAACUGGGGAUCGAGCCUGCAACCCAGGCAUGUGCCCUUGACCAGAAUCGAAACGCAGCCCCUUCCGUGCACAGGCCGACGCUCUAGCCACUGAGCCAAACCGGUGAGAGCUGUAGAGGAAGGUUUCUGAUGUGCAGAUUUUGCAAGAGAUGUUGGUGGGAUGCACUGGUCUGAGCAAGACCUUCACCCACAAGUUACAGUCCCAGCCAGGGGUCCUGCAGCGAGGUGCUCUGUGGCGAAAGUGAUACAUGCUGGGCUGUGACCCAAGCAGCAACUCAGGGCUUGGGCAGCAAGAAAUGAGGAUUUCCACGCACUCUCCCUCCACCCCAAACUACUCUCCCACAUGCAGGCUGCUGGUCCAGAUGUGGCUUUACCUCACUAUUGUAGGUUUUUAAAAAUACAUAUAGUUUCAUUGAUUUCAGAAAGGAAGGGAGAAGAUAGAAAUAUCAAUGAUGAGAGUCAUUGAUCAGCUGCCUCCUGCAUGCCCCACACUGGGGACCUAGCCUGCACCCGGGCAUGUGCCCUGACCUGGAAGCUAACCAUGACCUCCUGGUUCAUAGGUCGACACUCAACCACUGAGCCAGACCGGCCAAGCGGCUCCUGUUUUUUUUACCCUUUUGACAGUUCUGGUGACACUGUCUGCUCAUAAGCCUUCCUCUGCUCCUUGAGGCCAUGUCUUGCUCAUCUUUAUAACAACAGCAUCUGGCCCUGUUCAGGGAGUGUUGCAGGUGCCACUAAUGUUUGAAUAAAUAUCUGUUUAUCACAACUAUUUGCCCAGUCCCUAAUCUAGAGGCUCUGGAAUAAGCAGCAUCACAGAUUUUAGAAUCAGUCUACGUAUCACAUGCAGAAAGGUGAGAUGGGCCAAGAAGAUUCUUUCUGGGGUCUGAAGUGGAAAACGUGGAAUGAUAAGGCAGCAGAGGAAGCAAAGCAGCUUCAAAGAUGUGUGGGAAAUGGAUAAACUGUGUGGCCCCUCUGAUCUUUAGUGUCCGUGCUUGUAACAUGGGGACCUCACAGGUAGAGGAAGGAGACCCCAAAAAUGGCCAUGAAAGUAUUUUGUGAAGUGUAAAAUGAACACAGGUAAAAUGAUUAAUAAAGCUUAUUGAUAAGUCUCAUGCAGUAGUGCCAAUCUAUUUCUGUGAUCUUACACCUGAUCUUAAGGUCCUCUUUUAUACAUUCAGCACAAUGGUAACUGCAUUGCUGGAUUGGCUUGAGGAGGCAAUGCGUAAGGCAUAAAAAGUGCUUCUUAUAUGGAUAGCUUCUUUUAAAAAAUGUUUUUAUUGAUUUUAGAGAUCAUCACUGUUUCACCAGCCAUGAGAGGAUCAGCUCUGUUACUAGGAAGCUAGCUGAUUUUAAAGGGAGAGAGAAAGAGAGAGAGAUGGAUUGGCUGCCUCCCAUAUGCACCCCACUGGGAUGAAACCUGAAACCUGGGGAUGCGCCCUGACUGGAAUUGAACCUGUGACCUUUCAGUGCAUGGGAGAUGCUCAACUGAGCCACACAGGCCAGAGCUGGAUAGCUUCUUAAAAAACAGACUCCUGGCAUCCCAUCUCUGCCAUCUUCCUAAUUGGGAUUCUUUGGGGAUGGAGACUAAACAUCUGAAUUUUAAAUAAGCGUCCUCGGUGAUUGAUUAGGGUGGUCCAGGGAGACUUUAAGAAACACUGAAAGGAUUAAGUUGUGUGUGUGUGUCAGGGGUGGGAAGACAAGUACUAUCAUAUGUGGCCAUGAGAUGGCAGCAGAGAGAGGCAAGGUGAGGGGCUGGGAGUGGGCAGACUUGGGGAUGGGUUGUGGGAGGAGCUGGGCCCUAUAGUUCAGCACGGUCAUCUUUGCCAGCUGAAGUCUAUUACUGCAGACUACUCCCCUGUGACCGCCUGUCUGAUUACCAGGUCUUUACAGACGCUUUGCUUUUGCCAAACUCUGCCAGCAGAAACCGCACCAGUGUGACCUUGGUUGGCUGAGGGGUUAGUAAUGUGUGUUCCACAUGGUGAGUAUGGGAGGCAAGGGCUGUCACCUGCACAAGGCAGCUUAGUGAAAGGGCAUCAGUGCAUGUUGAAGCAGGGUUUCCCCAUCCCCCUGCUGCCAGGCUUGUGGUUCCAGGUGCUCUGAAAGGGUUCACCUGAACCCAGCCUGCUCCAGUCACGAGAGGAUGAGCUCUGUUGCUGGGAAGCUGGCUGAAGGCCAAGCAAAGGAUGCUGGGAUGGGGUGGUGGCAGGGAACAUGGGACGAGGCAGCUGUCUCUGGAAGCAGACAAGCUGUCCCUGGCUUCAGCAGGGGUGGGGCGGUAAGAGGAUUAGGUGACAGUCCCCUAACUCAGCCCGGAACUAACACCCCGCCCCCCCCUCACUCAUGAGCCUUGGCCUGCCCCGCUCCGAGCCUGCCAACGUUCAGAAUAACCCUGAGGACCAGACAGCAGGAUGGCAGGGGCUCUGCUCAGCGCCCUAUUCCUCUUGCAGCUUCUUGGCCGAGGUGAGGGGAAUGAGGAGUUGCGCCUUUAUCACCAUCUUUUCGACAAUUAUGACCCACAAUGCAGGCCAGUGAGGGAGCCUGAGGACACUGUCAGCAUCAACAUCAAGGUCACCCUGACCAACCUCAUCUCGCUGAACGAGAAAGAGGAGACCCUCACCACCAGCGUCUGGAUUGGAAUCGACUGGGACGAUUACCGACUCAACUUCAGCAAGGAGGACUUUGGGGACAUCGGAAUCCUGCGGGUCCCGUCCAAACACGUAUGGCUACCAGAGAUUGUGCUGGAAAACAACAUCGACGGCCAGUUCGGGGUGGCUUACGACUGCAACGUGCUGGUCUCCGAGGGCGGCCACGUCAGCUGGCUGCCCCCCGCCAUCUACCGCAGCGUCUGCGCCGUGGAAGUCUCCUACUUCCCCUUCGACUGGCAGAACUGCUCGCUCGUCUUCCGCUCUGAGACGUACAAUGCCCAAGAGGUGGAGUUCGUCUUUGUGGUGGGCGAUGACGGCGAAACCAUCAGCAAGAUCGAUAUCGACACUGAGGCCUACACCGAGAACGGCGAGUGGGCCAUCGACUUCUGCCCCGGGGAGAUCCACCGCCAGGACGGAGGCUCCGCUGACGGCGCAGGGGGCAUUGACAUCGUGUACACGCUCAUCAUUCGCCGGAAGCCGCUCUUCUACAUCAUUAACAUCAUUGUGCCCUGCGUGCUCAUCUCAGGCCUGGUGCUGCUCGCCUACUUCCUGCCGGCGCAGGCCGGCGGCCAGAAAUGCACCGUCUCCAUCAACGUCCUGCUCGCCCAGACCGUCUUCUUGUUCCUGAUCGCCCAGAAAAUCCCCGAGACGUCGCUGAGCGUGCCGCUGUUGGGCAGGUACCUCAUCUUCGUCAUGGUGGUUGCCACGCUCAUUGUAAUGAAUUGCGUCGUCGUGCUCAACGUGUCUUUGCGGACGCCCACCACUCACGCCACGUCCCCGCGGCUGCGCCACGUCUUGCUGGAGCUGCUGCCGCGCCUCCUGGGCUCGGGCGCGCCCCCGGAGGCCCCCGGGGCAGCCUCGCCCCCAAGGCGAGCAUCGUCCGUGGGCCUGUUGCUCCGCGCGGAGGAGCUGAUACUGAAAAAGCCGCGGAGCGAGCUCGUGUUUGAGGGGCAGAGGUACCGGCACGGCACCUGGACGGCUGCCCUCUACCAGAGCCUGGGCGCCGCCGCCCCCGAGAUCCGCUGCUGUGUGGACGCCGUGAACUUCAUGGCCGAGAGCACGCGAGGCCAGGAGGCCAGCGGCGAGGAGGUGUCCGACUGGGUGCGCAUGGGGAAGGCCCUGGACAACAUCUGCUUCUGGGCGGCGCUGGUGCUCUUCAGUGUGGGCUCCAGCCUCAUCUUCCUGGGGGGCUACUUAAACCAAGUGCCCGACCUGCCCUACCCGCCGUGCAUGUAGACCUGCGCUGGUGGCCGCCUGAUUUCAGCUUUCCUAUCCGUCUCCAGGAGGAAACAGAUUUUGAAAAACAAGUUGCUACCACUGCUAUAUUAUGAUCCUUUACCACCACGGAUAAUAAAUCAGUAUUUUGUAAACACGUGUUGCCUGUGCACAAGUGUGUACGUCUGGUCACUGCGCAGGGAUUAGAAAGAGGAAAGACUUUUUAAAAACUUUAUUGAUUUUGAAGAGGAAGGGAGAGAUACAAGUAUCAAUAAGAGAGAAUCAUUGAUUGGCUGCCUCCUGCAUGCAUGCCCCACACUGGGUAUCGAGCCCAUAACCUGGCACGUGCCCUGACCGGAACUGAACCGUGACCUCCUGGUUCACAGGUCCCUGCCCACCACUGAGUCAGUCAAGAUGGUUGUUCAAGCAGCUCCUGAAUGCCAGUCCUCUGGGAAGCAAAGACCACCCUAGACCUAGCCUUGCUGAUCUUCCAGUUUUGCUCAGGCUCCAGCCGCGUAGGACCUUCUAGCCCUGUGAGCUUCUAAGCUGGCAGCUAUUCGAUGGCCACACAGGAGAGACACGGUUGCUGGGACCAAAUGCCCUCAGGGCAGGCCCCCACAGGCCCAGAGAAUAAGGCUGAGGAUGCCCUGGCCCUCCCUCCGUCAUUUCUUCUACGUUUUCUUGGUCAAGUACUGCCCACCUACUUGAAUCCCCAAGACUCAUUGUAGAUUCCACCCCACCCUACCCCCUUCGUCUUAACUCUGCUUGCUUGCCCUGGCGAGUAGCUGGACUGUGAGAGAAAACAGAAUAAAAAGGGGUCUGAAGUG